AUGACCUUGGAAGGAGACACUGAGGAGGAAGAAAAGAGAAUUCUGUUGCAGCAACAUCAGGAGCAAAUCAAAUCUGAAAACAAGAAACAUCUGGAGACCUUCAAGAAAAUACAGAAAAACUCUCCUCUACUCCAACACACCAACUACAAAUUCCUGGCUGGAAUUAUUCCCCAGGAAAAGAAACUGCUUACGGUGGGGAUUUCCUCAGUGCACCGUCCUCGUGGAAGUGACCUCUUGAGCACCCUGCAGUCUCUGUUCCAUGCAUCCUCAGAACCUGAGCUGAAGUAUAUCACAGUGCUGGUCCAUCUGUCAGAUCCUGACCCUGAAUGGCUCAGCCAAACAGUGGCCAAUAUUUCAAGUCUCUUCAAACAACAUAUUGAGGCCCAGAAGCUACUCGUGAUCCAUGGUCUUCUCAAUGAUUCUCUCCCAGAAGAUCUGAAUAACACCAAUCACUUCUCAUCCUGUGAAGCACUUUAUUUCAGGCAGAAAGCAGAUUAUGCCCUCCUCAUGAACUUUGCUAGCAACCUCUCUGAUUACUUUCUGAUGAUAGGAGAUGAUGUUCAUUUUGCUCCCAAAUUUGUUUACGCCAUCUAUUGGGCACUAUCAGCCUGGAAAGAAAUACAUUGGGUGACCCUGGAGUUCUCCAGCCUGAGCUUCUCUGGGAAAGUUUUCCACACGAGUGACCUCUCCCACCUGACCUUAUUCUUCUUCCUCUUCCCUAAGGAAACACAUACUGACUUGCUUCUCUCAAAUUUUGGUUUUCUCUUAGGCCAGAGAGCUCCAAUUAGACUCAUUCCCAAACUUUUCUACUCUCAGGACAAUUAUUCCACUUCUGAGGACACAUGUAAUCAAAAGGAAGAGGGAAAAGAAGAAGAGGAUCUUGGUAAACCCAACAACCCUCCUGCGAAGAUCAAUACUAACAUGAUGUUGAGACAAUUUCACCCCCCAGAAAAUACCUAUAUUCUGGAUGAAAGUUACUUCAUGACAGAAGUUGCCACUCCAGUCAACAAGUUAAUUUUGAUUUUCAAUCAGCCACUCAAGGUGAUCCGGGUACAGGUGCUAACAGGCAUUGGUAAGCAGGCAUUACAUCGAGUGGAACAGGGGCAGGUAAAACUGGGCUAUGAGCCUAUUAAGGAGAAAAUAGGCUGCACCCUCUAUACCCUGCUGGGACCACUUGUGAAAGGGAACUUGGAUCAGAAGGUGUUUUAUAAAGAAGAUUUUGUGGGGGCAGUGAGAUGUGUACAACUGCUGGUGACAGCCACUCAGGAGUCUAAAGUAUGUAUUAGAAAGAUCAAAAUCUGA
Messenger RNA from Choloepus didactylus (southern two-toed sloth), 1302 nucleotides. RefSeq names its product alpha-1,3-mannosyl-glycoprotein 4-beta-N-acetylglucosaminyltransferase-like protein MGAT4E. Gene Ontology annotation, molecular function: acetylglucosaminyltransferase activity. Bases 1 to 1302 code for a protein of 433 amino acids. The transcript is spliced from 4 exons. The record is from RefSeq and is a predicted model, not a curated record. NCBI's taxonomy places the organism in Eukaryota, Metazoa, Chordata, Mammalia, Pilosa, Megalonychidae. Gene Ontology annotation, biological process: protein N-linked glycosylation.